Molecule: messenger RNA, 3529 nt
Organism: Aphis gossypii (cotton aphid)
Lineage: Eukaryota; Metazoa; Arthropoda; Insecta; Hemiptera; Aphididae
Gene: pug
Product: C-1-tetrahydrofolate synthase, cytoplasmic
Exons: 17
Coding region: 365-3166 (933 amino acids)
Biological process (GO): tetrahydrofolate interconversion
Cellular component (GO): cytosol
Molecular function (GO): formate-tetrahydrofolate ligase activity; methenyltetrahydrofolate cyclohydrolase activity; methylenetetrahydrofolate dehydrogenase (NADP+) activity
Source: RefSeq, a predicted model, not a curated record
AAUGAUUAUUGAACCAUAACUAUUAACCAUCAGAAUUAGGAUAUAAAUGUUAAUUAUAUUUAUACGUUCGGCUAGCAGUAGUUGGGAAAUACAUUAAAAUUUACAUUUAAUUCGUACAAAACAAUAAUUAUUAUACAAUAGUCAAUAAUACCACAGAAUAGAAUAAUACACAUCGACAUCCAACCGGCGACCGGCGAACAUAUAACGCACAUAACAUUUUAUUGAUAACGAGCAACAGGUGGACACUGGACCGAGUGGACCGUGGAAUUAUAAGCCUUAGUUUAACACCACCUACUUCAAUAAGUCGUAUUCUAGUAUUAGUUGUAUUUGCUUCCCAUUAAUUUUACCGCCAGUACUCAUCAUCAUGUCCGAAGCGAGUGUUGCAAAAGUACUGUCUGGUACUGAAUUGUCCAAGGAAACGAAAAUCGGCCUAAAAAAACAAACGGAUGCACUUGCUGAACAUUUUAAUGGGUUUAAAGUUCACCUUGUUAUUGUUCAAGUAGGAGGACGCGAUGAUUCUAAUGUUUAUAUAAGACAAAAAAUUAAGUCUGCAGCCGAAGUGGGUGUGAAAGCGUCACAUAUACAGUAUCCCAAAACAAUCACUCAAACCGAGUUAUUGUCAGAAAUCAAUAAAUAUAACACUGAUCCGUCAGUGCAUGGUAUUAUCGUUCAAAUGCCAUUAGACUGUAUAGAAAAUAUUGAUUCACAUUUGAUCACCAAUGCUGUUUCCCCUGAGAAGGAUGUUGACGGUUUAAACAUUGUUAAUGAAGGUCGAGUAGCUAUUGGUGAUUUAACUGGUCUAAUCCCUUGCACUCCAAAUGGUGUUAUUCAACUAAUAAAAAGAAGUGGAAUUGAAAUUUCUGGAACAAGAGCUGUGGUGUUGGGUCGUAGUAAAAUUGUUGGGGCACCUGUGGCUAGUUUACUUUUAUGGCAUAAUGCUACUGUUACAAUUUGUCAUUCUAAAACUAAGGACAUUGAAAAAGAGGUAUCCAAAGCAGAUAUUUUAGUGGUUGCUAUUGGCAAACCAGAAUUUGUUCAUGGGUCGUGGAUAAAACCAGGAGCUGUAGUUAUAGACUGUGGUAUCAAUUCUCUUCCAGAUUCUUCAAAAAAGUCUGGUUAUCGUUUGGUUGGAGAUGUUCACUACACAUCAGCAUCUCAGAUAGCGUCUGCCAUUACACCAGUGCCUGGUGGUGUUGGACCUAUGACUGUGGCUAUGUUGCUAUCAAAUACUGUACAAGCAGCUACAAAGGUUGCAAACAUUAUUUACAAGAGCCAAUGGAAUUUAGGCAUACUUCCAUUAAAACUUCAAAGACCAGUGCCAAGUGAUAUUGAAAUUGCUAGAAGUCAAGAACCAAAGAAUAUAAUGGUAUUGGCUAAAGAAAUAGGUCUACAAGAAUCUGAAGUGAUAUUAUAUGGUAAUAAAAAAGCUAAAAUUUGUUUGUCCGCUUUAGACCGCCUGAAGAAUAUAAAAAACGGAAAAUAUGUUGUGAUUACUGGUAUCACACCAACAUCAUUAGGUGAAGGCAAGAGCACAACAACAGUAGGUCUUGUUCAAGCUUUAGCAGCACACUCCAAAAAAAAUACUAUUGCCUGUUUGAGACAGCCUUCACAAGGACCAACAUUUGGAAUUAAAGGUGGUGCAGCUGGCGGUGGUUACUCUCAAGUGAUACCUAUGGAAGAUUUCAACCUCCAUCUGACUGGUGAUAUACAUGCAGUUACAGCUGCAAACAAUUUGAUGGCUGCACAAAUUGAUACUCGUAUGUUCCACGAGGCCACCCAAAAAGACCAAGCUUUAUAUGAUCGUCUUGUACCAACUGUGAAUGGUGUACGUAAGUUUUCUCCCAUACAACUGAACAGAUUAAAGAGGCUUGGAAUUAACCAUACCGACCCAUCAAAGUUGACUGCUGAAGAAAUUGCUUCUUUUUCUAGACUAAAUAUUGAUCCAAAUACCAUAACAUGGAAUAGAGUAAUGGAUACAAAUGAUCGCUUUUUGCGUAAAAUUACGGUUGGCCAGUCACCAACUGAGAAAAACCGUACUCGUCAAACAUGUUUUGACAUAUCUGUGGCAAGUGAAAUCAUGGCUAUUCUCGCUCUGGCCAAAGAUGUCAAAGAUCUAAAAGAAAGACUAUCAAACAUAGUAGUUGCACAGGAUAUCAAUGGUAAAAAUGUCACUGCAGAUGACUUAGGUAUGACUGGAGCAAUGGCUGUGCUUCUGAAAGAUGCCAUUAACCCAACGUUAAUGCAGACUCUUGAAGGAACACCAGUACUGGUGCAUGCUGGCCCAUUCGCUAAUAUUGCUCAUGGUGCCUCAUCUAUUGUGGCAGAUCUUCUAGCUUCUAAGCUAGUUGGUUCUGAUGGCUUUGUUGUUACUGAAGCCGGUUUUGGAUCAGAUAUUGGAAUGGAAAAAUUUUUCAACAUCAAAACCAGGUAUUCCGGUCUUUUGCCAAGUACCAUAGUGUUAGUGUGUACUAUUAGAGCAUUAAGAAUGCAUGGUGGUGGAGCUAUCCAUCCUAAUACCUCUGUUACACCAGAAGAAAAAGAAGAAGCAUUAAGUAAAGGCGUAGAAAAUUUGCAAAAGCACAUAAGCAAUAGUGUGAAAUAUGGUAUUCCUGUAGUCGUGGCCAUAAAUGCUAUGAAUGCCGAUACUGAAAAUGAAUGGAAAAUUGUUAGAGAUGCGAGUCUACAGGCAGGUGCAAUAGAUGCAGUUGUUAGUACCCACUGGGAAAAUGGUGGGUCUGGAGCUAUUAAAUUAGCCGAGGCUGUCAUUUCAGCUAGUCAACAACCUCAGGAAUUCAAAUUUUUGUAUGAUCUAAAUAUGCCAUUGCAACUCAAAAUCGAAACUAUUGCUAAAGAAAUGUAUGGUGCAAAAUCUGUGGAGUUUAAUGAAAAUGUUUUAAACAAAUUGAAUACAUAUGAAUCUAAGGGUUAUGGGAAGUUACCAGUUUGUGUGGCUAAGACAGCGUUGUCAUUAAGUGGAGAUCCAAAUCUAAAAGGUGUCCCUACAAACUUCACACUACCAAUAGUGGAUGUAUAUGUAUCUGUUGGUGCUGGAUUUGUUGUAACAAUAGCUGGAGAAAUAUCCAAAAUGCCAAGCUUGUCUACUCGUCCAAGUAUCUACGAUAUAGACUUAAACACCGAAACAGGAGAAAUCAUCGGUCUGUCUUAGUGCAGCCAUUAUACCAUUACCACAACCACACACAUAGUGCCAUAUAAAUUCUGUUGAAUUACAAGUACCUAUAAUUAUUACAUUUUAAUUGUUUAAAUAUCUUUUUUUUGUAUUUCAUUAAUCAUAACUAAAAAAUAUAAUAUAAAUAUAUUAUGGAAUUAUCAAUUUAUUUCAUCAUUGCAUCAUAUAUUUUAUUUAUUAUAAAUUUAUAACACAAUUUAAUUUAAUUUUGUAUAGCUGAAGAACUUAUAUUAUAUUUUUUACUUUUAAAUGAAGCUAAGUUAAUAAAAACAAAUGUUAGGUACAUUAUUUUUUUAAAUACCAAAUUGUAAAUCAAAAUUUUAUUAAAUUUAUUUUAUUUUA